AAGGCUAUUAUGGUUCGUGACAAUUAUCGUAAGUUUUGUUUGGGUUGCAGUGAAUGGCAAUAUCGUACAUCUUUAAAGUCGGGAAAUUUCAGUCUUUCCUACUGAGUGGUCUGAGACCCUCCUCCACUUAUACCAGCAUUUCAGAAAGAGAAACGCUCCAGCUCGCGCAAGUUAUACCAGACGAAUCAAAACUGAGAAGGAGAAAAUAUUAAACAAAGAUGAGGAUGGUGCGCCGGUCACACGCCAGCACACGAGCGCCCCCUCUUCUCCCCAUCCUCCUGCUCUCAACCUCCUUUGCGACACUCGCCCCAGCAGACAUAGCGCUGCUACCCGGUUCCGAACCACCAACCCUCGCCAAAGUCAAGAGAGAUUCUUAUUCUGGCGCAUGCUCGGAGGAAGGCCAGUGGAACUGCAUGGCCAACAGCUGGCAACGAUGUGGCGCCGGACAGUGGAGCGAGGAGAUGCCAUGCGCUGAGGGGACCCACUGCACACCCAGCGGGUUGACCACCAAUCUUCAGGUCCAGGAUGAUGAUGACGAUGGCGGGAGUAGUGGGUCGUCUACCAGUACAGCUUCUUCAGCUGCCGCUCUCGGCACGACCACGGGAUCGGGGACGGGAAUCUGGAGGAUCAACUGGCGGUUUAUGGCCUGGGGAGGAGCGGUUGGACUUUGGCUGACGGUACGAUGAGGAUGAUGGCAAUGACAAAAAUGUGGCUGUUGGGUGAUCUUUUGGAGUUAGGGUGGUUUGCCUACGGAGGUAAUAGCAUUGGCGGUCAAAAAGUGCCUGGAGUUCUUUCGACGUGGGUUCAGGAUUGGGUCAACAAGGGAUGCUGACGGUUACACGAUGCCACCUGCGACACAGCAUGAAUAAAAGGAUUAUUGGAGAUUUACUUACAAGUUUAUUCUGUGGAAAGGGCCGAUACAAGAAGAAGCAACUCAAAAAGGAGAAGGGUUAUACGAGAAGGCUCCAUCCAACUACAUGGAUAACACACAUCACACAGAGAAUCGGUGCUGUCGUCUUGGCAUAUUCGCUGAGACAGAACGAGGAUUGGAGCCAAAACAUUCAUACCUAGAGUACUGAAUUCUAUGAUAAAC
Molecule: messenger RNA, 1093 nt
Organism: Pseudomassariella vexata
Lineage: Eukaryota; Fungi; Ascomycota; Sordariomycetes; Amphisphaeriales; Pseudomassariaceae
Exons: 1
Coding region: 219-686 (155 amino acids)
Source: RefSeq, a predicted model, not a curated record